This is a messenger RNA of Dreissena polymorpha, 2524 nucleotides long. RefSeq lists its product as uncharacterized. The record is from RefSeq and is a predicted model, not a curated record. Bases 606 to 2228 code for a protein of 540 amino acids. NCBI's taxonomy places the organism in Eukaryota, Metazoa, Mollusca, Bivalvia, Myida, Dreissenidae. The transcript is spliced from 6 exons.
CAAAUGGGUAUAAACGCAAUAAAAAACGCGAGAAUAUGUGAUAGUUUGUUUUAAAUAAAGACGUAUACUGGCCUUAAAAAUGUUGCAUGUAAUUUAACGCGAGAAGGAAUAUCUUGUGAUACACGGCUUCAAUCUACUGGUGCACAGUCUUGAACAGCGAAUAGAGCCAUGUCGAAACCAGGCCAGCUUCCGUCGUUUGACGGUUACCAGGAGAGGUUCUUGUAAGCCAAAUAGUGCUUCUUUUGUAUUCCGGUAGUGAAGAGAGUCUGUCCUUAGUUGGGAAGUUGCUGGAGCUGCUUGUCAACAUCUUUUACCACUGCUGCGUUCGCAUUGACAAUUCGUAUGCGGACCUCAGUGGUAAUAGUGCCAUCCUUGGACAGGGUUGCUCCCAAGUAUUUGAAGGUGACCAUUUCGCCUAGCUUCUCGCCGUUCAUGGUUAGUUCGGCACAGGUGUUGUUCGUGCUGCUCCAAAUGAUCAUCAACUUAUCAAUGACGACCUACAUCCCAUAAGCUUCUGCUCUUUCAGAACGUCUGAUGGUGAGGCCAUUGAUGCCACUUUUAUCAGCGAACCUCAAGCGAUACCAAGCAGAAACCAGGCAAUCAUCAUGCUUUUAGUGGAGUACCCGACGUCAUUUAUCGUCAUCGGAAAGCGCCCGCCGUCGUCGGUGCGAACUCCUUCUCGGGGUUCCAACCACAGUGAAAAUGCGCGGUCAGCAUUAGCAAAACAUAGGCGGCAGAUGACGCGCUCCGCCCCACCGGAGCGCACGCACGCGCACACAAAGCACGCUUACAAUGCCGGUGAACGACAUAGCACCACCGCACGUGCACAUAGGAUCAAGUCGGCCAAAUAUUCUAAUAACAGCGCCAAUGCCAUCAGCGUCGAGGACAUCUACAAGUCUGCCGAACGGGAGCGCCUCCACUACAGCGUCGCCAGCAGACGACAAAACCUCGCGCAUGCGCAGAGUAAGACGCAGUUCUUCCGGCACGAGAACAAUACUGCGAGUCCCCGUCCGCACACAAGCGGGAGCCGCCACAUGCCGUCGCCGCGGAAACGCGACACGAACACGCCCAUGAGCGCCUGGAGCGAGCCGGUCAUGUCCCGACCUAGCUCCAUAAUACCGCACCCUGAACUCCGUGACCUGCUAGAGAACGACGACGCCGACGCCGACACCGAGGACACCUUCACGAUGUCUCACCACACUCCUCUGACCGUCACCUUCUCGCCGGUGGGGAGGGACUGCUGCGAAAUCAUAGGGCCACAACUCUGCUACGAGUGCCGUAAGAAUCGAAUAAGGGAGGUAAGCCGCCAGAGGUCGGACGUCUUCUUUCCAAUGCUCGAGCCCACCGAGGAAAACCUUACGACAGCGGCGAUUGUACGCAAAUACCUGCCGGGGAUGUCCGAAGCCGAGAUAGAAACGAAACUUGCAAGAGGCGAGAUAGCGAGACCGUCCAUGUUUCGAAAGCAGGCCAAACAAAUAGAAUUCUCAGACGAAGAAAGUGAACCGAAGCCCAAGAUCACCAAUAAAAAGGUUACCAUCGUGGAACAUGGCAAAGACAGAACGGACGGGCAAACAAACAAUUUUAAAAAGAAAGUGAACGAGUUAUUUUUUACGAAUAUUCGAGAUCUUAACUAUAAAAUAGUCCGAGGCGACGUUGCAAGAAACGUUGGCUUUUCCGAAGCCGCCCGGGCAAUUAUUAAACCAAAAGAUAAACAAGAGGGAAAAUCUAUAUACCCUGCGUUCGUUAGCCCAAGGAAAGUGACCAUGGUCCAGAAGACGCAUUACAAAACCUACUUCGAACCUCCUCUCAUUGCGAAGGAUAAACAAUCUGUGGAACCAGCCUUUUUUGCGGGUUCGGCUGGUGAGUACAAACUUCCGGACAAGCUUCCAGAUGAGCUAGUAUUUGUAGACAAAGAAGGGAAUGAGGUUAAAGCAAGCAGCUCGAGUGGUUUUACAAACAAACAGGCUGCAUCGUCCGAAGGUCCAAUCGUAAAGAAACAUGGUUCUGGAAACGAUUCAAAUGACAUUUCUGAUAAGGUUAGCAACGUCAGCAGCAGUUCUGGACUGACACGUAAAACUGACGACAAGCUCGAAGUGUUGACUGAUUUAAAGGAAGAGGAGGAGGAGGAAGAAGAGCAAGAGGAAGAAGAAGAGAAUCCACGUUUCCUGAGUACCGGUGAAAGUGUAAUGGAAACUGUAGGUGAAAUUCAAGAGGCAAGCGAAGAUUAAUGAAAUAGUAAACAUGUUUGAUUAAUAUUAGGGGUGUUUUAAUUUUCUUAAAUCAGCUUGACAACACGCAGCAAAUGUCCACAGACAGCGUCGAACAAUGUGUUAUUGUGGAAUGAACUUUGUUAGAUUUGCGUGGUUUAAUUUGGUAUGUAUCAAAGUUGUUACAACACACUUCAAUAAUUCGUUUUUUGUUUUACAUUAUUUAUUUUUAUCCAUAUAAGAUAAGUCAAGGUAAUAUGUGUUACGUUUCAUUCUGUGAAAGGUGUAUACAAUUGAAUAAAUGUACGCAUACACGA